CGCGCACACAUCGGUCAUACGUACUCGACGCUGCCUCCAGUCCAUAGUCACACACCACCACCACCUUCCCCCCAAGCGAGCAAACACUUAAUCAUGGCGACUCUGCGGCGGUGCUCCGGGCUGCUGCUCGCGGUGGUGGCGGUGGCGCUGGCGGCGGGGAUGGCGGCGGCGCAGGGGCCGGCCGGCGCGCCGGCGCCGGCGGCCGGGUUCAGCUCGGAGUGCAUGACCGCGGUGCUCAACAUGUCCGACUGCCUGCCGUACGUGGAGAGCGGGAGCAAGACGCGGCACCCGGACACGGCCUGCUGCCCGGAGCUGGACGGCCUGCUGCAGUCCAACCCCGUCUGCCUCUGCCAGCUGCUCGCCGGCGGCGCCGACUCCUACGGCAUCAGCGUCGACUACAAGCGCGCCAUGGCGCUGCCCGGCGUCUGCCGCCUCACCGCGCCGCCCCUCAGCGCCUGCGCAGCUUUUGGAGUCCCCGUGGGGCCUUCUUCGGCGCCAUUAACAGGAGUCUCUCCAUCCGCUACAGGGCCACAGAUGCCUGAGAACCCGCCAUCCGCAACGCCGUCCAAGUCCAAGUCCCACGCCCCGGGCCGCCUCACCGGCCGCGGCCUAGUCGCCCUCGCCGCGCUGCCGCUGGCGAUCACGGCCGCCGCCAUGUUCUAGGGCAGCAAGAGUUCGCGGACGUGUGGCGUUGUGCCGGUCUCACACGCUUGGCCCGACGAGAUCACAUUCUUCUCCAUUCUUGCCUCACAUUCUCUACUGGUGUACACGAGAGAUUAUUUUUCUGGUUGAUCCAUUCCUUGUCGCAAUUACUUUACCUGUGUGUAAUCUGCUAGAGACGGUUGACAGUCUGUGUAUUACGUAGCUUUGCAUUGCUGCUACCACAUUUGAUUCUUUAUAUAUAUCAUCGCCAAUUUUCGUACUA
Messenger RNA from Triticum dicoccoides, 925 nucleotides. RefSeq names its product xylogen-like protein 11. The record is from RefSeq and is a predicted model, not a curated record. Lineage: Eukaryota; Viridiplantae; Streptophyta; Magnoliopsida; Poales; Poaceae. The transcript has 3 exons. The coding region runs from base 94 to 663 and encodes 189 amino acids.